AUGUCUAUCGUCUCGCUGCUCGGCGUCGAGGUGAAAAACAACCCGGCAACGUUCGACGCGCCAUAUGAGUUUCUAAUCACCUUUGAGUGCCACGAGUCGCUGCAGAAAGAUCUCGAGUGGAAACUCACCUAUGUUGGCUCUGCAACAUCCAACGAGCACGACCAGGAGCUUGACUCCGUUCUCGUGGGCCCCAUUCCCGUUGGUGUGAACAAGUUCGAAUUCCGCGCCGACCCUCCAAAUCUGUCGCGCAUCCCCAAUAACGAGAUCAUUGGCGUCACUGUCAUUCUCCUCAGCUGUAGCUACGACGAUCGCGAGUUUGUACGAGUUGGAUACUAUGUCAACAACGAGUAUACAGACGAGGCACUACAGCUCGAACCUCCAGCGAAGCCCAUCAUCGAGAAAGUGCGGCGAAAUAUUCUGGCUGAGAAGCCUCGAGUGACCCGCUUUGCGAUCAAGUGGGAUUCUGAGGAGACGGCUCCCCCCGAGUUUCCCCCCGAACAGCCCGAAGCUGAUCUGAACGCGGAUGGUGACCAAUACGGCAUCGAGGAGGAAGAGGAGGACGAGGACGAGGAGGCAGAGACAGAGGGCGCCGCUCCUGCCGAGGGCGAAGACGCCGCCAUGGCCGGCGCGGAUGACACUGCUGGCCCAGCUGCAGAGGACGACGCUGCUUCAGACGCUGGCAGCGAAGAUAUUGAGGAAAGUGAAGGCGAGGACGAGGAAGAGGAGGAGGCUGAGGAGGAGGGCGGCGACGACAUGGAGAUGGAUGAUGCGACCGGCGACCAGAGCCACCCCAAGCAGCCUGCGAAGCCAAACCCAGACGUCAUGGUCCAUUAG
Molecule: messenger RNA, 834 nt
Organism: Didymosphaeria variabile
Lineage: Eukaryota; Fungi; Ascomycota; Dothideomycetes; Pleosporales; Didymosphaeriaceae
Gene: ASF1
Product: Histone chaperone asf1
Exons: 4
Coding region: 1-834 (277 amino acids)
Biological process (GO): DNA replication-dependent chromatin assembly; nucleosome disassembly; nucleosome assembly
Cellular component (GO): nucleus
Molecular function (GO): histone binding
Source: RefSeq, a predicted model, not a curated record